ACCGAGGGAGGAACCGCCUAUUGCUGUAAAAGUCCCUACCCCUCCAUAGGGUCAAAGUCUGUACGAAACCUACGGAAGACUACAGUUAGUCAACUUCACACGAGUUCACUUCAACAAGAGGAUUAACAAGUUUAUAUUUCUCAAAGCCGGGAUGACUCCACAGCUGAAAGGCUGCCUUUUUAUUCUACUGGCGUCCUUUAUAACGUUUGUUAUUGUAAGCGCGGAAGGACAUGGUUUCCACAGACAGAAGAGAGAGUGGAUCAUCGCUCCCAGAAAACUGAAGGAGAACCAUGAUUACACAGGACUGCAGAGCAUUGCGAGAAUCCGCUCUGAUAAGGAGAAUUACACAAAGAUUUUGUAUUAUUUAACUGGACCUGGAGUUGAUCAGCCCCCUGUGGGGGUUUUCCAGGUUGAACGUGAGACCGGUUAUGUCAAAAUCUUUUCCAUUCUGGACCGGGAAGAGAUCGCCUUCUAUCAUCUAAAAGGUGAGGCAAGGUUCACUGAUGGGACUCUAGCCGAGAAGGAAAUAGAUCUCAAAAUCACAGUUGUGGAUGAGAAUGACUGUCCACCGGUUAUUGCAGCACAAGUUGGAUCUGUUAAUGAAUCAAGUGCAGCAGGUACUGUUGUAAUGAGAGUGAUAGCUACUGAUGCUGACGAGGCGAACACAAUCAACUCAAAGAUCAAGUACAGCAUUGUGGAGCAAAGUAACUUGGGCGGGAUGUUCUACAUCAAUGCUCAGACUGGAGAGGUCAUCGUGCACAGGACCACUCUCGACAGGGAGACACAAGAUACAUACAGGUUGACUAUUAAAGCCGCAGACCUGGAUGGACUACCAGGAGGAAACACAGGUACUGGACAAAUUGAGAUCAAACUCCUUGACAUAAACGACAACAUCCCAACUUUGGAAAAAGAAUCGUAUGAAGGGAGCGUGGAAGAGAACACCAUCAAUGUGGAAGUGAUGCGGAUCAGAGCUCUGGACAUGGAUCUGAUGUACUCUGACAACUGGCUGGCUGUCUUUGAAAUAGUCUCAGGAAAUGAGGGCGGCUACUUCAGCAUCACUACUGAUUCUAAGACCAAUGAGGGGAUUAUCAUGAUCAACAAGGCUUUAGACUACGAAGAAAUAAAGACACUCGACUUGAAGAUUGCUGUUUCUAACAAAGCGGCGUACAAUUUUGGCAGCAGCUCCUCACCAGGAGGGUCCAUAACUUCUAAAUACUACCCUGUUAAAAUAAAUGUCGUCAAUCAGAAGGAAGGUCCCCGUUUCCAGCCAAAUGUCAAAGUGGUGACAAUCUCUGAGGACCACACAUCUGUGUCCCUCAACCAAAUUAUCACCACAUACGCUGCUAUUGACAGUGACACACAACUGACAGCCACCAACGUAAGAUAUGCCAAGAUCCAAGAUGAUGACAACUGGCUGAUUAUAGAUAGAAAUACAGCAGAUAUCAGGCUGAACAAGCUGCCAGACAGAGAGUCCAAGUACUUGAUCAACGGAACAUAUUAUGCCAAAAUCAUAUGCAUCACUACUGAAACUCCUUCAAAGACGGCCACAGGGACAAUAGCUAUUCAGGUGGAGGACUUUAAUGAUCACUGUCCUAAACUGACCGCCACAACUCACACCAUGUGCCUGGAGGAUAACGUCAUCUACGCUGUAGCUGUGGACGAAGAUGAAUUCCCCAAUUCGGCUCCGUUUGACUUCACUGUGAUCAAAGAGAGUAGCAAGGGGAAGUGGAAAGUGGAGCCUCUUAAUGAAACUGCAGCCAUCCUACGAGACGAAGCCAACUUGUGGCCUGGAAUUUACAAAGUUGUAGUGGAGGUCAAGGACCAGCAGGGAAAGUCAUGCGCGGAUGUUCAAGUCAUGGACGUUAUUGUGUGUACUUGUGCUGAAAACACUAGAACCUGUGUAGGGCGCACUACAAAAACAUCUAGUUUUGGAGCAUCAGGUGUCUUGCUCCUGCUCCUGGGACUGCUGCUUCUCCUGUUGGUGCCCCUCCUGCUGCUGUUCUGCCUAUGUGGUGGUGCAGCAGCUGCUGCGAAUUUCAAGGCGAUUCCCUUUGAUACAAAACAACAGCUGAUCUCAUAUCACACCGAGGGACAGGGAGAAGACAAGGAAGUUCCUCUUCUCACUGCCCCUGUUGAGGUUGAUGGUGCCACAAUAAAUAUCAGGAAUGUCAACAAUCUGGGGGGAAAGGGGUACCUAGGUGGACUUGUUGAACUGGGAGGAGCAGCAGGUGGAGGAGCAGCCUUAGGCAGCUCCAUACUGACAACUGAGAACAUGCACAUGUACAACCAAUACAACCAGUCCAGUGGGCAAAUAGAGAUGGACUACAUGGGUGCUGGGAGGAUGACUGGACAGGAGCGUCUUUACUCCAGAUACAGAACUGGGAUGUUUGACGGGAUGGCCUUGUCUGAGCAGUUUCUGGGGGAGUAUUAUUCCAGUAAAUCUGAACAUGCCACACAACAGUCCCAGCAGAAGGAUGCUCUGAUGAUUUAUGACUACGAGGGUCAGGAGUCCCUCGCAGGCUCUGUCAGUUGCUGCAGCCUCCUUGAGAAUGAUGAUGACCUUGCAUUCCUGGACGACCUUGGGCCUAAAUUCAAAACCCUGGCUGAGAUCUGUCGGGGUUCAGCUUUGGUGACCGAGACUGUUGAUGCUGGCGUUUCUGUCUCUCCUCUCAGGCCAGUGUCUCCUGCCAGGCCCUCCACCUCCACCCAUACUCACACCCACACUCACACAGAAAGUAUCAGGGACAGGGACCACACCAACAUCAAUACCAUCAACACCUCCAAUGUAGCGUCCAGAUCCUCCACCUUUGUCCAGGAGGAGCGAGUCGUGGAAAGUUCAGCUACGGUUCCAAAGGUGCAGGACAAGUAUGUGAUCCCCAGUCAGACGCUGCUCAUACAGCAGCCAGCCAUGUACUACGCUGCAACGCCCAUGUAUGUGGUCGAACAGAAGACUCCAAUGGUACUGGUGUCUGGUGCCCAGCAGGCAGUGGGUCAAGUGGCCUCAGUCGGACUCGGUCAGGGUCUUGUUAAGGUCGGUGGCAUCCAAAGUUCUCAAGGUGUCGUCUUUGUGGAUAGGCAAGCAGGAAUGGAUGGAGUGACAGGGCAUGUGGCACAAGACCACACACAAGGAACUACGUCCAGGUCCAGAAAGGUGCUGGUAGUGGAGAAUGGGUCUUCGGGUGGGGAGCAGGUUGCACAUGUAGCGCAGGGAUUUAUGCAGACAGCAGAGCAGGGCGUGGAGCUCAGAGGUCAGGGUAUGCAGGUUCAAAGUCAGACCUUUUCAGUGGGGUCACGUGGUUCUAUGGGGUCUCAUGAGGACAUCCUGAUGGCAGCCAAACCAAAAGGGCAAGGGAAUCAGAGAGUGGUUGUGCAGCAUAAAAAGGUGUUAGUGACUGAGAGGAAUGUUGAGUCUAGUACAAGAGCAUAGAAAAGUUGCUCCUGUUGCAUUAUAAAUAAACUUAUGAUUCAAUCUACCACAAAGUAUAUACAAACUAGACAUAAUAUGGCCACCUGUGCAGUAAACAAAACACAAUAUAUUUCACAAUUAUGAAGCUUCUGCAGUUUCAGUUUUUAAAUGAUAUGGUUAGUAAGGUCUUAAUUCUCUUAUUUAUCAUUAAAGUGUUUGUGUACUUGAGUGUGUUAUCUCUAUGUGUUUCUAGUAUUAUGCUCCCUUAAUGUAUGUGUCUACAGUGGCUUGAAUAUGGGACAUUUUCAUAUUUGGUGUUCGCCACUAGCUAUGACCUUAAUAAUAAAUGUAAAGUGUAAUUUUCAUCUUUAUAACCCUGCCAACAAACUUAAGGUGUGGAAGCUUUUGCACUAGAUUACAUAGUUCAGGGAUUGGCAACUGGUGGCGCAGAUCUUCAUGAGUUAGUUUCAAAUUUGAAAAACCUGUAAAGAUUUAGAAAAACAUGUCAAAAACUGCAGUGAAGUUAUUCAUCCUGUGAUGACCAAACAACACCAUGCAUAAGUUAGAAUAUGAGGUAGCAAUAUUUUGAUACUGUCUUUAAUUACUGAGAUGCAUUUUGUCCCUUUGAAGAAAAUAGUGAAUAUUAUCGGCUGAAUUUCCUUAUGUAAAACUCUUUUAUAAAUAAUUACGUAAAUAUAUUUGGAAAAAAUUUAUAUAUUUAUGUAAAAUAUACCUCAAUAACUAGCAAAUACAAAGUUGGUUAAAUUGAAAAAAGCUUACAAUUGCAUUAAUUUGUGCUUAGCUUGUUAAAUCAAGCAUUUAUAAUUGCAUUUAAGCUCUAAAAUAUGAACGUCAGUUUCAUUAAUUGUGAGCUGCAUAUUUGACCAUUUUAUCCAAAAAUAUAUAUUUAUGAGGGUAUCCUACUUCAUAACAAUGUGGCCCUUCAGCAGUGAGAGUAAACUUUUGCAGCUUUUCAACUAUGACUUUUGGCAAACCAAAACCAAGCUGCACUGGUUUGCUUCUCACUAGUUUGGCCAUGUUGGUCUGCGCCCAGUGCACCCAUCCACCAAUGCAUGAUGAUGUCACAGAGUUUUGUCAUCAUUUGGGACAACUGCAACCAGAUUUUGAAAUACCGCAACCAGACUUUGAAAUAAACUUUGGAAUUUCCCCUUGUGGGACUAAUAAAGGAAUAUCUUAUCUUAAAUACCUGCUAGAUUCGCAAUAGAAGAAGAGGAAAAAGUUUUGAAGCGGAAUCAAUGGGUGUUUCUUCUUCUGGAGGAACAAAACAAUACUUAGUGAAGCGUAGCUUUUAUCAUAAACAAUUUAAGACACUACAUCAUCAGGUCUACACGUGCCCUCAAACGGGUAGCUCAAUUGCGGUGGCAAACCAUCUCCUGCUGUGCUGGGCUGCCAUGCAGAGUCAAAACAAGUACAGCCAAACCACUCAAUGUAAUGGAAAAACCCCAGUUAUGAUAACCAAGUUGCCCAUCCCUGGCAUAGGUGGCAAAAUUGCUCAUGGCUUAUCAGCACCAAUCUAAAAAUGUUUUUAAAGAGGAAUAGAUUUUUGUUAAUAAAAACUAGUAAAAGAGUCUAAUCUAUGUAGUGACAUCACACUAAGCUAAGACAGAGAAAUAUACAGAAUUAGAGAGAAGUUGUUACAGGUACAUAAUUAGCAUGGAUUCAGGGUGGGAACGGUUUGAGUAAGCACAAGAGAAAACAACCAGUUCUAACUACAGUGUGUGAUCCCAUCAAACAAAAUUACAAACCUCACACACCUCAUCUGCUGAACAAAAGCAAACAAGAAAUCACAGAGUGCAAACAAAGUUUGCAUGUAGGGGCAGGAUAAGAAAGGGUGCACUUGGUUAUUUACAGUCUGAAGGUUAGAUCAGAUCAGCAAGUACUCUCACUAUUCUGGCUUUAAAUUUACCAGGCUUGGAAAAUAAAAGAUGGAGUGGGUUGACCACAGAUGACUUUUUUACUACCACAGGCUGCCAUUGGUAUGGACUCCAUACUCAUAAGAUUCCUAAAACUAUUCCUCUAUUCAGUUAAAAUCCUGUUUACCGCUACUCCUAAUCCAAGUGAUCCUCCUGGAGUAAAAGUAUACUGUAAUUAGACUGAGUGUUGUUGAUCCUGAGAAGUCCACCAUUGUUUUGUAACUGAAGCAGAGCUAGAACAAAGUUUCAGUAGUCUGAGACCUACAUUCAUCCAUGAACACUAGAUUCAGAGCUACAAGUACUCUGCUGUUGGAUUUUCUUGUUCAGUUUUUAAAAAGCAUCAAUGGUUUGUUUUUAAAGAUUAGCUUUACCCAUGCUAUAAGCUUCCCUGCUGACUUUUAGAUUUUUUAAACAAGUUCAAACUGUAACUAGUUAGGAGCUGUUAUGGGUGGCCACUGCUUCCUUGGAAACUCCAUGGAAUGAAGAUAAAUCCUGUUUGUACUGUUAAACAAAAGAAAGGACGUUUUGGAGAAGAACCAAGGCCAACAUCUUUAAAAGAUUUAGUGCACUGAAACGUGACUAGGAUAUGACAAAACACUAUUGUCAUCACAAACUGUUAACCAAAGAAGAGACCGCUCUGUUAAAUUGUUGCACUCCUUUUUUUCUUAUUUCUACUCAAUGUGUUGAUUUAUGAUUUGUAUUUUUAUAACAAUCCAAGUGUAAUCCAAAAGAUUUAAGUGCCAAAGAUGUGCAAUUAUGUAAAAUAUCAAAUGAUAUCCCUAUUUUUUACAAAUGUAAAUAGUGUUUUAAUUUCCAGAUAAACUUUUAAUGAGUUGCUUUUGUGUGUAUUUGUGUGCAGAUGUAGAAGUAAUGUUAGGUGAGAGGAGGCCGAAUACUCUAUUAUGUGCUUUAAAGCGCUGAAAACAUAUUGGAGUUUGAAUGUCUGAUACUGCUGUUCUGGCUGCUGGUGUACAUGUGUUUUAUUUCUAACUGCUUAUUUUUUGUAUUCAUUGUUUGCAUAUUUUGUUUUGAGCAGAAUGAUAGUGCAGCACAGCAGCAGUAUUUUACCUGGUAUUGAUUAUGUGUCUUGUUCAGUUGUGUAUUUGCAGGCAAAUGAGAUUAGAAAGCCGUCCCGUCCUUUAAUUUUACUGUAUGCAUUUGACUACAUAUUGCUGUUUUACAGUUCUUCAUAUUUCAUCACAUUAUUUUCAGAUUCAAGUUUACCUGAAUUCCUUUGCACACCUAUUCUUGUUGUACAUAUUCAAAAUACAAAAUGAUGCUGUUUCUUCAUUAAACUCACAGCUUAAGCUUUA
This is a messenger RNA of Cheilinus undulatus (humphead wrasse), 6653 nucleotides long. Its product is annotated as desmoglein-2-like. The coding region runs from base 152 to 3427 and encodes 1091 amino acids. Gene Ontology annotation, molecular function: calcium ion binding. The record is from RefSeq and is a predicted model, not a curated record. NCBI's taxonomy places the organism in Eukaryota, Metazoa, Chordata, Actinopteri, Labriformes, Labridae. Gene Ontology annotation, cellular component: plasma membrane; desmosome. The transcript is spliced from 14 exons. Gene Ontology annotation, biological process: homophilic cell-cell adhesion.